AUGGAUGUCCACUUCAUUAGAGAAAAGGUUGCAGCCAAAGAAUUAUUACUAACAAAUGUUGACAAUUCUUCUCAUGAGCCAAGACUGAGAUUAAAGGCAUUUUUUGGAUCAUUAUAUAGAUGCCUGGCAAGGGGAGAAAGAGCAACGCUCCGAGUAUAUCCUGAAAACCUAGCCCAGCGUGAACUAAUUUUGAGUUAUGCAAUGCGUGCUGGAUUUGCUGGUGGUGUGGUUGUUGACUACCCACACAGUACCAAAAGUAGAAAAGAAUACCUUGUCCACACUUGUGGCCCGCCAAAAGGUGAAGAUAGAGAGAGUUGCUCCGAUGAUGAGAGCAGUGGAGAUGAAGAAAAUCAGACGGUUAGCAUUUCGGACAGGCAUAGACCUAGGAAAAAGCAGAAAAUAAACAAGAAAGGAAAGGGCAGAGAAUGGGUGUUGAGGAAGAAGGAACAGAUGAGAAGGAAGGGGAAUGCCGUUCCCCCAGACACCAAAUACACAGCUCGAAAACGCAAAGCUCGCUUCUGACGAUGGCUAUUAUGUUAUAAUCUUGAACAUGCCGGUUCCGGAAUUUUUGGCGAUGAGCUCGUUUACAUAGUAAUUACUAUAGUGGCUAAUAUAUGUUUUUUGUUCUUGUAUUGAUAC
Hibiscus syriacus is the source of this 639-nucleotide messenger RNA. RefSeq names its product 18S rRNA (guanine-N(7))-methyltransferase RID2-like. Lineage: Eukaryota; Viridiplantae; Streptophyta; Magnoliopsida; Malvales; Malvaceae. The transcript is spliced from 5 exons. Gene Ontology annotation, cellular component: nucleolus. The record is from RefSeq and is a predicted model, not a curated record. Gene Ontology annotation, biological process: rRNA (guanine-N7)-methylation. Bases 1 to 522 code for a protein of 173 amino acids. Gene Ontology annotation, molecular function: rRNA (guanine) methyltransferase activity.